AGCAUGCAGCCUUCGAAACGAGACACAGCCUCUCUUACUGCAAUGCCGGAAGUGAUGACUUUAGUCUUCGUGAAUCAGCUGAUCAGGAAACUGGCGGAAUAACUGUUGACCACAAGCAGUUGAAAUCACGUUUUAACAAUGGUCCACACUUAAAGCGGAAGUUUAGAAAUAUAGCUAUGGUAUACAGCUCUUUCUAAAACGGAUUUAUUUUUGUUAUUGCUGUUUUGUUAUUGCAGUAGUCAGGAUUGAGUAGCUGCACCUGUGGAGACCUGCAACAGCAUGGAUCCCCUGGGAGCUCGUUCACAGUUUGUGGAGGUCCAGAGUCUCCCCACAUGGGACCAGCCUCAGGGAGACCAAGAUGGGGAGAAGGGUGGGGAGACCCAUUUUAGAGAGGAGGAGGAGGAGGACGGCCUGACCAAUCAUCUCAAAUUGUUAACAUCCCCUUUCCCCUUCAGACAAGACAUCAACAGCAAGAUUGUACUUUUUAUUGGGGAUGUGGCACUUUUAAACUGCACUGCGAUCGUCAAUACAAGUAACGAGACACUAACGGACAAGAACCCCAUAUCACACAGAAUUCACAGAUACGCUGGGCCUGAGCUGAGGGAUGAACUACUCAAGCUGAAAGGAUGUCGGACGGGUGACGCAAAAAUGACAGAGGGCUUUAACUUGGCUGCUCGCUUCAUUAUUCAUACGGUUGGGCCCAAAUAUAAAGCCAAGUACAGGACAGCUGCAGAGAGCUCUCUAUACAGCUGUUACAGAAACGUCAUGCAGCUGGCCAAGGAACAUGCAAUGGUGUCUGUGGGUUUCUGUGUGGUCAGCACAGUCAAAAGAGCAUAUCCACUGGAGGACGCCACACAUAUAGCAUUAAGGACUGUUCGUAGAUUUCUGGAGAACCAUGGUGAAAACAUUGAAACUGUGGUGUUUGCCGUUUCGGAUGUCGAAGAGUCUGUGUACAGAAAGUUAAUGCCGUUAUAUUACCCACGCUCAAAGAAAGAAGAGAAGGCCAGCCUGCCUCUUCUCCCUGCUGACAUUGGCAAUGACGAGGGGGAACCUGUUGUCCCAGAGAGACAGAUUCGCAUUGCUGAAAAGCCAGGAAAUCUGGAGGAUGAUUCAGGAGAUGACUCACUGGAUUCGGACCUAGGGCUUGUAGGAUGUCAUGCGUUCGCUCGUAUGGAAGGGGACGUGGAUAAGCAGCGUAAACUCAUCCUUCAGGGUCAACUGUCUGAAGCAGCCCAGCAGAAACAGCACCAAAGAAAUUAUAACCGCUGGCUGUGCAGAGCUCGAGCAGAGGACCUGUCAGACAUUGCAGCGUUAAAGGCACUAUAUCAAACUGGUGUUGAUAUGUGUGGCAGGACAGUCAUGGUGGUUGUCGGGAGGAAUAUUCCAGUUACAGUCAUUGAUAUGGAGAAGGCUUUACUGUAUUUCAUCCACGUGAUGGACCAUAUCACAGUGAAGGAGUAUGUGAUGGUGUAUUUCCACACACUCACUGGUGAGCACAACCACCUGGACACUGACUUCCUCAAGAAGAUCUAUGACAUCGUGGAUGCCAAGUUUAAGAAAAACCUGAGGGCUUUCUACUUUGUUCACCCAACGUUCCGCUCCAAGGUGUCCAUGUGGUUCUUCACGACAUUCAGUGCAUCAGGCCUUAAAGAGAAAGUGCAUCACAUAGAAAACCUCCAGCAGCUCUACACCUGUAUCCUGCCCGAACAGAUCGACAUCCCUCCCUUUGUCCUGGAGUAUGACACACGGGUUAACAGCCCCUAUUACACGGCUCAAUCCUCAGGCCUAUGAUGGUAUCAGAUAAACCCAAUACAGAGGAGUUUAAUUGACCUACCACUGUAUGCUGAACCCCUCAGAACCUGCUCUGGGCAGACACACACACCCUGAUGACCCGACUCUGAAAUGGAGCUUAGGUGGACAGAGUCAAAGUUGUGUCUCUGCCAUUCCUGGGCAGCUGAGUUUUCUCUAUGACACUGUCGAUAUGUCUUUUACAUUUUCUAUUCAAUAAUGCUGUCUAAACACAAUCUGCUGAACGUGCCAGUGAUCUAGAGCGAAACCAAAACGUCAUUAUUGGAACCACUGAUCCGACCCAAGUUUUACUGAAAAAGAUAUGUGUGUGUGUUUCUAGAUUAAGAGAUGAAUUUGAUAUAUGCAUAACAAACAUACUAAACCAAUGUUGUUGUUUUUUUUUUUCCAAUGUGAAACAUGUAACAAUGUAUUUUGUAUCUGUGUGAAUAAUGGCUGAAAUCAUUAUGGUUUCUGCUGUUUUUAAUUUCUCAUGGCCUUGUCUGUCCAAUUAUUUGCCUAUAGCCAAAUAGCCUUGGUUUUUAUCUUACAAAGUAGAGUAAAUGAUGACAAUUUCUUUUCAAACCCAUAUGACUUCCUUUCUUCUGUGGAACGCAAACUACUUUAAAUGAAGAAUUUUCAUUUUGGGGUAAACUUUCCCUUUAUGCUUUAUAUGAGGCAAUAAACAUAAAUAUCACUACAAAUUCUUGUACUUUGACAACUAGAUUUAAUUUACCCUAUUAAUAAUAUUACAUAUGAUGAUCUCGUAGUGUUUUGUUAUUUCCAUGAAUACACAGUUACAUGAUUCGGAUGCCUCACAUCAUCUGCCUCAGUUUUACCAUCCUGUAGCAAUAGAAUGUCUAAAAGCUGGAGGGUACUUUAUUUGUACGUUUUUCUGUCUGUUAAUUUUCUGGUGGGUCUUCAAAUACAGGCCAUUUCCCCUAAGGUACACUAAAAAUCUUGAAGAGUGUCAGUUUUGUAUUUUACUCUCAGUGAAGCAGAUUUGCUUGCAUGGCCAAAGGAAUCACAAAGACCGAGAGUUGUUUUCUAAGUGAAGCAUUGUAAAUAGUGUAAUUGUAGAUACAAUAAAUGCUGUCUGUUACUAUUAA
Xyrauchen texanus (razorback sucker) is the source of this 2894-nucleotide messenger RNA. Its product is annotated as ganglioside-induced differentiation-associated protein 2. NCBI's taxonomy places the organism in Eukaryota, Metazoa, Chordata, Actinopteri, Cypriniformes, Catostomidae. The record is from RefSeq and is a predicted model, not a curated record. The transcript has 14 exons. The coding region runs from base 280 to 1791 and encodes 503 amino acids.